This is a messenger RNA of Trichogramma pretiosum, 2800 nucleotides long. Its product is annotated as osmotic avoidance abnormal protein 3-like. Gene Ontology annotation, molecular function: microtubule motor activity; microtubule binding; ATP binding. The transcript is spliced from 6 exons. Bases 290 to 2728 code for a protein of 812 amino acids. The record is from RefSeq and is a predicted model, not a curated record. Lineage: Eukaryota; Metazoa; Arthropoda; Insecta; Hymenoptera; Trichogrammatidae. Gene Ontology annotation, biological process: microtubule-based movement.
CGCCGUCGGUGCAAGUGCCGCUGGUGUCGGAUUCCCUCGAUGCCAAGAAUCAGUUCGUGCUCAAUACAGGCCGAGUGGUGCCUGUUUAUUUAUAGUUCGAUCGCUCGCGCAACUUUCCCAGGAUCGCGUGUCUGUGUCUAUGUGUAUAAAUGUGUUCGCUCGCUCGCGGCGACCCUUUUAAACUUAUCCCGAUUUGAUCCACGAAAAUUCAAGGCCAGCAGCAGCUCUAUCAUCGAUAAUCCUCAAGAACUCACGUACUCCCUCGAACGCGUAUAAUAAUCAUAAUAAGAUGAGUGAAUCCGUCAAAGUGGCCGUAAGAUGCCGGCCUAUGAAUCACAGAGAGCUCCAGCACAAGUGUCGGAGCGUCGUGACGGUCGACGGGACGAGCCGCAGCUGCAGCCUCGCCGAAGUUGGCACCGGGGGUGGCAAUGGCAAAGUCUACCAGUUCGACGCGGCCUUCGGGCCCGAGAUCGCGACCGAGACCGUCUACGAGGAGCUGGGCUCGUACGUGGUCGAGGCCGUGCUCGAGGGCUACAACGGCACCGUGUUCGCCUACGGCCAGACGGGCUGCGGCAAGUCCCACACGAUGCGCGGCUUCAUCGAGCGAGCACUCGAGCACCUGUUCGAGGCCACCUCGACGGCGAGCUCGGACACGCGCUACCUGGCCCUGCUCACCUACCUCGAGAUCUACAACGAGAAGCUGCGUGAUCUGCUGCAGCCCGGCGCCGCCGAGCAGACCGAGAAUCUGCUCCACCUCAAGGAGGACCCGGUGAGGGGCACCUACGUCGCCGGCGGACUGAGGGAGGUCACCGUCAAGGACGCCCGCGAGUGCGCCCGACUCGUGGAGCAGGGCGAUCGUAGGCGAGCCGCCGCCGCCACCAAGAUGAACGCCGCCAGCUCGAGGAGUCACGCGGUGCUCACCAUCUCGCUCGAGGCCAUCGCCAUCGGGCCCGAGAUGGCCGACGCCUCCUCGGCCGUGAGGCGGGGACGACUGCACCUGGUCGAUCUGGCCGGCAGCGAGAGACAGGGCCGCACCGGUGCCACGGGCGAUCGACUCAAGGAAGCGGCCAGCAUCAAUUUGAGCCUGUCGGCCCUGGGCAACGUCAUAAGCGCCCUGGCGGCUGGCAACGGACGACACGUGCCCUACCGGGACUCGAAGCUGACGAGGCUGCUGCGCGACAGUUUGGGUGGCAACGCGCGCACCCUCAUGAUCGCCUGCGUCUCGCCGAGCGACGCCGACGCCGAGGAGACCCUGAGCACCCUGAGGUACGCCGCUCGGGCGCGCUGCAUCAAGAACAAGCCCAUCGUCAACGAGGACCCCAAGGACGCCCUCCUCAGGCAGUACCAGCUCGAGCUGCAGAGGCUGAGGAAGCUCCUGGAGUCGAGCAACAGUGAGACCGGCAUCGGUGCCGUCAACGCCGAUGAACAGCAGCAGCAGCGGACGACGAUAGCGACGCCGAACGCCGUCGCCUCGUCCGAUUCCAGAAGCAACGACAGGAGAGCCUCGCUGCAGACCCUCAAGAACGAGGCCGGCGAUCCAGUGAGCGAAGUGCUGGUGCUGGACUCGCCGCCGAACAACGCGGCGGACCCGGACGAGCGCGAGGAGCGUAGGCGCAGGAAGCGCGAGGCCGCCAAGCAGGAGGUGCUGCGCCGACUGGAGCGCCUGACGAUCGGCGGCGAGGCUUUGGGUGACGUGGAGAUCCGUCGGCGCAGGGAGCGCAGGCGCAGACGGCUCCAGGCCCUGGCCGAGGCUCUCGAGACGAGCAGCAAGGAGGGCAGCGGCGCGGCCGCCUUCGAGGUCUACGGACAGCUCAAGUCCACCGAGGACGCGCUGAAACGCAUGGCCAAGCGGGCCAAGCAGCUCGAGGCCGAGGCCGCCGAUCUGCAGGCCUCCUGGGACGAGGAGCGUCGGGAGCUGCUGCGACGCGAGCUACUGGCCCAGCAGAUCUGCGACGCGAUGAUUCCGCAUCUGCGACCGGGCUGUCCGCUGCGCGACGUGGCGGCGAUCAGGGCCGCGGCCUCCUGGUGCACCGAACUCGGCCGCUGGCGACUGCCCGACGUCUCCUCGAGCUCGUCGCGCAUACCGCUGCCGCCGGCCUCGCUGCAGAGCCCACCGCCCGGCGAGCUCAGAUCGGACCUCAACGGCAACGGCCACGUCAACAGCAACAACGACGAUGAUCCGGGUCUGGGUCUCGAGGAGGACAACGACGAGCUCGAGGAGAGCAGCGAGUCGCCGGCGCGCAGCCUGUGGCACACCGCGGCCGAGAACAUAGCCGAUCGCUACUUCAAGAGGCGCAGUCGGCUCGACGAGAUCCUCGCCCGAGUCCGAGAGGCCAAGAGUUUCGACGGUGGCGGUCGAGCGAGCAAGUCCGGCUCGUCGUCGGAGGAGACUCAGGCUCAGCUCGUGCCCAUCAACGCGCCGAACGCCAUGAACGGCGGUGGCAACGGCACCAAUGGACUUCAGAAACUCGACUCUCUCUUUCAUCUCGGAGCUGGAGGAGGAAGCAUCGAGCGGCUACCGAAAAAAGUCGGCGGCUGGAUAAGCGAGGAUUCGCAGCCACAGCAGCAGCAGCAGCAGCAGCAGCAGCAACAGCUGACCUUCUCGCCCGAUAGUCCGCCCUACAAGAGGACCAACGGGCCGCCACCGCCGCUGCAGCAGCCGCAUCCACGAGUCCUCGAGGCUCUGCCGUCGUAUCCGCAGAUAUCCAUUCCCAAGCUGCAGGGCUGAUAGUAACUCUCGUCCUCGCUGAUUUCGCGAGGACGAGUCCCACAGAGGAUGGCUGUAUUUUUUUUUUUUUUG